GAUCUAUUGAUGGAUUUUGAAAAGGUUGCUACUGCUCAGGUGUUUGUUCCUUUGGAAUGUGAUAUGGGACAUGCAUUUUUUAAAAUUAUUACUUUGUGGAAAGAGCAAUGUCAUACUGUUAAUAGACGCUUAUCUGGCACUAUACUUGUGCCAGAGUAUGAUCGAAGGCGUGAUGAAGUGCUAUUAAUUGCAGACAUUUCUUUACAAGAUAUUGAAGUUUACAAAUUUUUACCAAAAUCACCUGCUAUUUUUUCAUCUUGUGCAUAUGAAAUUUCUUUUUGGCUAGAUUUCUUUUCUGUUAGCACUCCUAAAAGUUUAGAUUCGAAAACCAUAGAAUUUCGAUCUGUAGUACUGGAUGGCAAACAACACCCUCACGUUCCUAUUCCUUAUCGUUUUGCUUUGGAAAUUAUGGAUAAGGAGUGGUAUAUGAGCCUAUACAUCAUGAAAACCAGAAAUUGUCAAUGGUUGCGUGACAUUGCUUUUCCACGCCUCAUAAAGUGGUUCAGUGUAGUUAAUAAGCAAUGCAGUGUAACUUCACACAACUUGAUCAGUGUUGAAGAUUACUCUCGAAUAUAUCAGGAUAUCAAAAAAAAAUGGGGGCAGCAAAUUGCCGCAGAAUGGACUGAAAAAACAAGCCCACAGAAAUUUGUUUAUGAGGAUUGCGCUAUUGCAGCUUAUCUUAUCGCUUACUGGCAACCUUUUGCACCUCGAAAAUUUUGUGAUGUUGGUUGUGGUAAUGGUCUACUUGUACAUUUGUUGCGGAAAAUGAAAUGCAAUGGUUAUGGAAUCGACUUAAGAAAACGGAGAGUGUGGACAAGAUUUGUAGACACUGAUCUGCGAGAAAAAACGCUAAAUCCUGAAAAAGAUGUCAUAAAUGAUGCUGAUUUUCUCAUUGGCAAUCAUACAGAUGAAUUGACUCCUUGGAUACCUAUUCUAGCAGCCAGAUCCAAAAGUGAUUUUUUCUUACUGCCAUGCUGUCCUUUCGAUUUUUACCAUCGGUUUCAAAAGAAACGAAGAACUGGUGCUCCAAGUUUAUAUGCUUCAUAUCUUUUAUUCAUUCGUAAUAUCUGUUUGAGACUAGGUUACUGUGUUCGAGAGGAUCGGUUGAAAAUUCCUUCAACCAAGCGUUAUUGCUUCCUUUGUACAGUACCUGUAGAUGGUUUAGUAAAAAAUGUGGAUGAUGUCAUUAAUGAACUGUUGACAUCAAGUUUAUCUGAAUUUGUGCCACGAGAAAAAUUUGAAAAAGUGAGCUGUGUUCGUUUCGUUGUGAAAAACUGUUCGCAACUUCCUUGGAAUUUUCGUCAAAUGCUCAUAAGUAAAAUAGUCAACUACCUUCUGGAAUCAUCACCGAUGAAAUCUACAGAGCUUUGGCGCAAGGGACAACCACAUCCAAUAAAACAGAUUGCUGUUAUACUUGAUGAAGAAGAAAGAACGAACCUGCGAGAUUCACAUGGUGGUAUACAAACAUUUCUCAAAAACCAGCAUCAAAUUUUUCAGGUAGUUAAAGGCACUGUUUCAAUUCGUAAUUGGUUGGAAGAAGGAAGAAAGAAAGUUCCUGGCAAAGAGAAGACAAGUGAUUGCUGGUUUCAUAAAUAUUACCCAUAUGGUUGCCCUUUACAAGCUGAAAAUUGUUCUUACAAACAUUGA
Thelazia callipaeda (thelaziosis nematode) is the source of this 1647-nucleotide messenger RNA. Lineage: Eukaryota; Metazoa; Nematoda; Chromadorea; Rhabditida; Thelaziidae. The record is from the annotation of a GenBank genome assembly.